CCCUCCCUCCCUCCUCCGCUCUGUGUGUGUUCAAUGGACGAAAACUGCGGCCCUGAGCAGCUUUCGGCUCUUUCCCUCGCCAAUGGAGGAGACGCCGCCCAGCACGCCGGGGACUUCAUCACCAGAGUAAGCGAUGCCUCAGAGAGCGAGAAGAAGAAGAAAAAGAAGAAGAAGAAAGCAGGUUUUGAGGAAUUAAAUGGUGAUGCUGGAUCGGAAGACGAGGUUGAGUCUGCAGCAAGCCAAGAAAUUGAAGAGUUGAACUUGGUUUCUUGCAGUGCAGCUAAUGGCAGGAAGCAAUUUUUAGACACUAAUUUCAACCCCAGAUACACAGCAAAAGCUAUUGCACACAGCAGAGUGAGCACCAAAACAAAGAAUUAUAAUCAGAAAAACAGUAUGGACAAAAAGAAUGACAAAGCCUUUGAAAAUAAGUCUAGGGAUAGUAGAGGUAUUGAGAAAAAAGAUGCAUUGUCUUUUCUCAACGGUGUUAUAACGAACAACUCUGGUUACAUUACAAAUGGAUUUUCUGUCAAGGCUUCAGCAGAUAAUGAUGGUAGUGGUUCUGAGAGUGGGUACACCACAACGAAAAAGCGCAAAGGCAGAAGGAAUAGCGACAAAGGUGCUGAGAACUUGAAUCUAUUUCAAGACAAAACCAUGCAUCACGAGGGGAAUCCAAUAGCUCCGCAGCAAGAUCUUGAGAAUAUGAAAUUUGAGGCAACUGAACACAAGGCAAAUCGUUUGGAAAAUACUAAACCUAGUGGCCGGUAUGAACCUGUAACAGUUAGUGUGACUGGAGCUCGUGGAAAGGCAGGAAUUGGUGACACUCAGCGAAAAAACUCUGAUGGAAAACUUAGUUGUAGUAAAAAGUACGAAGAACGACCUAAAUCAAAGGCAGCAUCUGUAACUUCAAAGGAAGACUCUUGGACCCUCUUUAAACCACCUCCAGUCUUCCCGGUAGACAACAGUAGUGCAAAAACUGUUCCCAAGAUUAGUUAUGCAAGUAAAGUUAAAGAGAACCUCAACAAAUCACCCCCAAAUCAGUCGGCUGUGGACACUCAGGCACUAGCUUCAGGUCGAUUGUCGCAGGUUCCCAUGUCUGCUGUGAAAGCUGUCACCUCAUCUAGCUUUUCCAAUGGUUUGGCUUCUGGAGUGACUGAUGGGAAUAUUGGUGCUUCAGGAGUCCAGACAGUUACUGCUGCUAAUACUGUAGUGCAUGUCUCAUCUGGGAGUGAAACUUUGUUGUCCUCUGAUGGCUUGGACCAAGUGACUGCAGAACAGAAAAAGCAGGGUCUCUUUGUCUACCCUUCAAAUAUGCAAUCGGUGCUACCCAGCACAGCACAGGCGGAGCUGCCAUCCCAGACAACCCAGCAGAACCUGGGGGAUAUUUUCCAGAACCAGUGGGGGUUAUCUUUCAUAAAUGAGCCAAGUGCUGGCCCUGAGCUAGCCACUGUAAGAUCUGUGGAUAACCCACCUUUGGAGGUGACCUUUCAAGCUGAAUGUGCUGCCACUUUGGUUUCACAGUGUGCUGAACUGUUGUCCCCGGGAUCUGAAAUUCCUAUGUUUCCAAAGGCUUAUGAACUCGACAAACGGACUAGCCCUCAGGUUCUCAGCAGCGUCGUGAAGACUGGCUGGUGGACUGCUGGUGUUUCUGCUGAGGGGGUGGCCCUGUCCGUGGAGCCCCAUGUUACCGAACUGCAAAAGGUGGCUGCUUCAAGCCAAGGUGCAAUAGUUUUUGUCCCUAAGGACUUUGGGAAUGAAACACCACAACGGGCCUCUCCUACCAAUCCUUUGGUGCCGUCAGCCAAAGAACACACAAGGUACCACAGAGGCUUUGACAGAAAAGACAGCUUGGGUUCAUUUGACUUGAAGUCUGCUGUUAUGUAUCACACUAAAGAAAUGGACUCUUUAUGGAGCCUGCAUAAACAAGAUCCUUCAAGAGUAGUUACAUAUGAUGAAUCUAUGGAUCGUCCUGAUCAAUGAAGUCAGCUGAAUGAACUGCCUGUUUUCAUUGUUGCUGCAAGCCGCUGUCGGGGUGCUGUUAUGCUCCUUUAAAAUCAUCAUUUUAACAGUGGAACAGUUGAGGAGAAUCAUGAAAAAUAUUUUUUAAGAGCGACUGAAUUUCAGACCGAGUGCAUAGGGAGUCAUACAGUUAUUUUGGUGGACUCUGUGAUUGGGUAUUUAAUGACCUCUGGUACAGAACUUAUUACAAAUGGAAAAAAAACAUUAACCUGAAUGCAAUGAUCAAUGGUGGAUUUUUUACCUAAAUCUGGUUCUUAAGAUCCUGCUGGUGUAGAGUCAGGCUCAGAAUGAACCACUGAAGGGGCUGUCCCACUUCACAAAGACUGCAUUUUGCUGUGAGUGCACCAAGAUUCCACACGGGAAAACAGGAUGAUUCACAGAAUUCUUUUUAAACCCAAAAAAAAGUAAUGCUGGAAUAAUGCCUUGAAGUACAGUAUGUAUUUUCUGCAGUAAGGCGCUCGGCUUUUGCUGGGAUUGAGAUGGUCAGUUAGGCCUUGGGUGGGAGGGGCCGGGGGGGGAGGGGGGGAAUUGUCUUAACUCAUCACUGGGAAGAACUCAGAAAUCUGAAAGUCAUGGACAGCUGCGAUAUUAAGACAAUGCGGUUCUGAUUUUCACUGGUCAGAGAGACGCAAUGUUCUACAUGCGUAAAAUGUAUUGUGUGAAACUUGGUGGAGCAAUUCAACUUAGGUAUUUAAUGUUGUACAAUUCUUUCCCUCCUUAAUUUUUUUUUAAAAAAAUUGCCUUUGUAUUAGGAACAUAAACUGCACUGCUUCUGCUGUAGGGCCUUCAUAUUCACUGUCUUUCUCUAGUUCAUUAACCAUGGUUUUCAGUAGAUUGUUUCCCUGUUGUGUAUCUGGCCUUAAACUAGGAUGAAAAUGAGAUUUAUUUCAAUUACAAUGCCCACCUUUCCCUUUUUAAUGCCACCUUGCUUUUUUUUUAAAGAAAAAAUAACUCUUGCUUUUCAUGAAGUAUAUGCCAGAACAAUGCAACAGAGCAUACAGUUUAAAAAAAAUAAAAUAAAAAUUAGAUAGUUUAGAGAGUUAAACUGUAAAAUUGGAUCACUCUCCUGCAUUCUUUAGGCCUCUUACAGGACAAUUUACGGUUUGUCUAAAUUGACGGUGGUGAUUUGGUUAAUGAAUUCUAACGCAUUCUGUGUAGUCCACAGCUUUAUUGCUGCUUCUAAACUCUUAUUAAAAAUAUAUUUUUAAUAUGGAAAACCUGCUUGGAUUUUACAAAUCAGCAAAGAGCUUUAUGGCAAUAUUGGAAGUAAAUAGUGUACGGACAUGAACCUCUGAACAUGCAGAUGGUAGUAAUUACACACUACAGCUUGUGUGGUAAGUAAGACUAGGUGCCAGAGUGGAGAGAGAUAUAUUUUUUGAAUGUUCCUGUGGCUUUAUUCUGUGUCAUGUAAAUGUUCAAUCUAAUUUUUUUUAGUGUAACGGUGAAAAGUAUGGAGCACUCUGUGCUGGACACCCCUCCUCAGACACUCGUGUUUUCUUUAUUUUUUAGUUGUCCAAGCACUAGACUUGACGUAGUCCUCUUAUUCGCUUAAAAAACUCAAAUUCUGCAAUGCCAAAUACCUCUGCUUUUAUUUUUAAAUUGAGUGCUAUUUUCUGGGGAGAAAGUGGUCAAAGACAGAAGCAGACUUUUUAGUUGGGAGUAUUUUGUUUGAUAAGGCUUAAAAUCUCUCAAGAACGGUAGCCAGGUCAGAACAUAAGGUCACCUGGCUUUUGGAUACAGGAUCUGUCCAGCAUUGUAAACCUGAAUUCUGGAAAUGUACAUUUGAAUAUGCCUUUGUGUACCCAAACGCAAAUACAGGAACCACACUGUUCUUUCGAAUCCUACUUGUAGAAUGGCAUGAAAUUUCUUUGCAAUUUAUUUUGCCCGUCUGGUAUUUUGUGCUUACAAGUACACAUUAUCACAAGGUUUUAACAAAUAGCACCAGUAGUAUUCAAGAACAGUAAACUAUAAAUAAAACAAUUCACCAUAGCAGGCAGUAUUCAUUUAUAGAUUGGAACAAUUGCUUAUUUUGCGUUAAUGCACUUUGCCGGUAGAAAUUUUUAUGUGGCUAGCAACUUGAAAUUUUUACUUGCAAAUGUGAAACUGGAUAAUGUCAAACCUUGGAUAGGAAUAGAUGUUUAAUCCAGUCACGUCGUCAGUCAUUGGUUUCUGGCGAAGGCUAUAUUACAAUCCUUGAUAGCAACUAGCUCUUGAGCUUGACUAACAGUUCCUCUUUCUUAGAGUAGGUAGUGGUCCAGCAGUCCAGUAAAUGUUCAUUAGUACUGUCGAAUAUUCUAGGGCCGCAGGACCACUAAGUAGGUCUGCCUAGGUUUGUUACGCUUAACCAUCUGCGCUCUCUCACCCCCUCCCCUGUGUCCUCUCACAAUUCUUCAAUAAGCACUUAAGAUUUCUUAAAACUUUUUAAUCCGUUUCUAUUAUUUUUGGAUAGGUAUGUAAGUUUUAAGUACAGUUCGGUCAAUUGUGACUAUUCAGUACAGUGAUGAAUGCUAAUGUGUUACUAUUGUAGGUAUAACAUUUUCCGCCUCAAGAGUUGUUAGUACUGUAGCAUAAACCAAAUACAGUGUAGACUGUGGUGCCCCUUCUUCUAUGAAGAUAAUUAAAACCUGGGAAGAGGGACUGAAUGAAUGUGUGUGUGCGUGAUCUAUACAGUAUCUGGUGCAUACGUCUGUUAGUAUUCAGAAUAAGAACUUAAUUUAUUUUGUGCCAUGUGUUGAUUUCGUUUCAUCAUUGAAUAAUGAUCAUCAUAGAGGUCUAAUUAUUGCAGAAUGGCACUAAGCAAGUAAAAUAGCAUAGGUUCUUUUAAAUUGUUGCUAAGAUACAAACUAAUCAUGGUUGAAAUCUUUGAUACUUAUAUUGUUUUUUUUAAAAAAUAAUUUUUUGUAUUGCAAUGUCAGUCCAGCUAUGGGCCUUGCAGGUCAGCCUUUAUUUCAUUCCAGUCCCCAUCUUCAUGAAUCCCUUUCUCCCCCACCCUGUGCCCCC
Callorhinchus milii (elephant shark) is the source of this 5016-nucleotide messenger RNA. It is a transcript of the gene nufip2, whose product is annotated as nuclear FMR1 interacting protein 2. NCBI's taxonomy places the organism in Eukaryota, Metazoa, Chordata, Chondrichthyes, Chimaeriformes, Callorhinchidae. Gene Ontology annotation, molecular function: RNA binding. Gene Ontology annotation, cellular component: nucleoplasm; cytoplasmic stress granule. The record is from RefSeq and is a predicted model, not a curated record.